Messenger RNA from Theobroma cacao (cacao), 1245 nucleotides. The record is from RefSeq and is a predicted model, not a curated record. NCBI's taxonomy places the organism in Eukaryota, Viridiplantae, Streptophyta, Magnoliopsida, Malvales, Malvaceae.
UUUGAUUUGUGUGUUUUUUGGCAUAUUUCCAGGGAUAUUUUCGGAAAGGAUGCAUAUUAGAGGCCAUGGAACGAUAUGAUGAUGCUUUAGCUGCCUUCCAAAUGGCUUUGCAAUACAACCCACAAAGUGCAGAAGUAUCAAGAAAAAUUAAGAGGCUUUCCCAGCUUGCAAAAGAUAAAAAGCGAGCUCAAGAAGUGCAAAACUUGCGAUCCAAUGUAGAUAUGGCAAAAAGCUUGGAGACACUGAAAUCUGAAAUGUCUGAAAAGUAUGGAGCUGAAAAUUGCUGGAAAGACAUGUUUCUUUUCCUUGUUGAGACAAUGGAAGCAGCUGUAAAAUCAUGGCAUGAGACUUCAAAAGUGGAUCCUAGAGUCUACUUCCUUCUUGAUAAGGAGAAGACCCAGACUGAUAAAUAUGCUCCGGUUGUCAACAUUGAUAAGGCAUUUGAAUCACCCCACACACACAGCAGUUGUUUUUCAUUUCUUAGGCAAUAUGCUGAGGAUUCGUUCUCUGGAGCGGCUUGCUUAGUUGCACCCAAAAGUAUCAUAGCUUAUCCACAGGUUUGGAAAGGUCAAGGGUCAAGGAAGUGGAGACAUGGGCAACAUGAUGGUUUCUUUGUACAAUUUGAGUCACCACUCUUGCGAAAACUAUGGUUUAUUUCAAGUGCCAAUGAGAUGGGGCAGACAUUGUGCAGGGCUCCAGACGUUCUGGAUAUAGGUGCACAUGAACUGCUUCCACGCCUCUUCAAAGAAAAGCUGUCCAAUUCUUCAUGAGCUUUCUUUUGGGCUGAAGGAAAUAGCUAAGGCAAUCUGGUGGACUUGAUUCGAAGGUUCUCAUAUUCAGAAAAGAACAGACAACAUAGUGUGCUUUUUUGUUGCUUUGAGCUGGAUACAAAUUCCUUUUUAGAUGUGAAAGUUUGCAGCAAGGUGCUUUUCUAAGUCACAUACAUGUUCUUGAUUUUGAAAAUUUUCUAAAGAAGUUUACAGGCAUCUUUGAGUCAUACUGCAUUUUGUUGGUGUUUAUUGAAAUUGCUUUCUUGCACUUGGUGAUUCAAGUGUUUCAGCUCUUGUGUGGGUUUAUGCUUUAUUUUUGUUCCAUUCUUACGUUAUAUGUUGGAAGAGCAUCAAAGCUACUUGGUGUAGAACUUACUACUUUGUGUUGUAAUUAUAUGUAGAAAGUGAUUCAAGAAGGGCCGUUGUAGUUUUGACUCAUUUCCUAUUGAUUUAUGCAUCAAUUUUUUAUUAGCCA